UGGCGACCGACGGAGGAGUGAAGUCAGUUGCUUCGCAAGUUCCUUUUCACGACCUGUGCUCUUUGCUUGAGAAAAUACGCGGUGUUAAAGGAACUGAUAAGAAAAAGAGUAUUUUGAAGUCUUUUAUAGGAUCCUGGCGGGAGACUCACAACAAAAUUCACGGUGAUGAGAUAACUGAUGAUUCAUUCUUUCCUGCAAUGCGCUUGCUCCUACCUCAGUUUGACAAAGAGCGACCAGCCUAUGGUAUGAAGGAGACAGCCUUGGCUAGACAUUACAUUGAAAUACUCAGCAUUGGAAAGGAUAGUUUAGAUGCAAAGAAACUACUCAAUUACAAGGCACCAACUCAUGCAUUAAAGGAUGCAGGUGACUUUGCAAUGGUAGCAUAUUUUGUUUUAAAGAAACGAUGUCCUGAGAAAGGGAGUUUAACCUUAAAACAAGUGAAUGACCUUCUUGACAAGGUUGCUAUGGGGAAUGUGAAUCAUAAAAAAGCAGAUACAAGAAGCGCAUUGCAAAUUCUUCUGAGAAAUACCAGUGCUUUGGAACAGAAGUGGUUGAUCCGAAUGAUAAUGAAGGAACUAAAAGUUGGGACUAGCGAAAAAUCCAUUUUCGAUGUCUACCAUCCAGACGCCAUGGAUUUUUAUAACGUGUGUAGUACCCUUUCAAAGGUGUGUCAAGAUCUUAAAGACCCGACAGUGAGGAAGAACGACUCUGACAUCACAUUGUUUUCUGCAUUUAAACCAAUGUUGGGUCAACGUGCGGCCAUAGAUGAGGUAGAAAAACUGAUGGGCGAACAAGAUUUUAUCAUCGAAACGAAACUGGAUGGAGAGAGAUUUAUGUUACACAAACAAGACAAUAUGUUCAAAUACUUUUCACGAGGUUCGAACGAGUAUACAGCGACGUUUGGUGGUUCCCCAAAUGAAGGAUUCCUCACGCCAUUUAUUGCAAACUGCUUCGCCAGCAAGGUAAAAUCGUGCAUACUGGAUGGUGAAAUGAUGGCUUUCAAUGCUUCAAAUGAAGUGAAAUUUGUCUCAAAAGGAGCCAAUAUUGAUUUUAAGAGUGAAAAGACCUACUCUGGAGGUACAGGUCUUCAUCCAUGUUUCGUGGUAUUCGAUGUCCUCUUGGUAAACAGCAAAAGUAUUGCAAGUUUACCACUGAAAGAGCGAUUGGUAACUUUGGAAAAAGUAUUCACACCCGUUCCUGGACGAAUUCAACUGGUUUCAAGUCAACCAGGGAAAAACAGGCAAGAUGUGAUAAAGGCGUUGAACGAAGCCGUGGAUAAAUACGAAGAAGGAUUAGUCGUAAAAUCGCCGUUGUCAAUUUAUCAACCAAAUGUUAGAAACGGAAGUGGUUGGCUGAAGAUAAAACCUGAAUAUGUUGAUGGAUUAACAGACGAGUUGGACGUCAUAAUCCUUGGAGGUUACUUCGGAAGUGGGUUCAGAGGUGGGAUGGUUUCGCAUUUCUUAUGUGUUUUUGCUGCUCCAACCUCAUCCCCAGAAGAAAAACCUAGCAAGUUCUACUCAUUUUGCAAGGUUGGCUCAGGAUAUUCUAUAAAUGAACUGAAAGAACUAUGUCGUCAACUGCAUCCAUAUUGGAAAAAAUUUGACCCAAAAAAGCCUCCAUCAGUCAUUGAGCUACCAUCUAGUUUCAAGGAGAAACCUGAUGUCUGGAUUGAACCUUCAAAAUCGAAGAUCGUUCAGAUCAAGGCAGCAGAGAUUGUUCCCUCGGACAACUACAGGGCCGGUCUGACGUUGCGAUUUCCAAGACUUGAAAAAAUUCGUGACGACAAAAGUUGGUACGAGUGUCUCGACAUGACUGAACUCGAGAGAUUACGAACGAUCGCGAAGGGAAAGCUCUCGUAUCAGCACACGUCGACAAGUUACGAGCCUGCGCCGAAGAAAAGACGUGCGGUUACGCGCGUGGAGAAACCGAUGACCGUUGCUAAGCAUUUCGCUAGCGCUGAUGCUUCUGCCGUAGAAGAGAAAUCAAAGAUUUUUGAUGGGAAAGAGUUUUACAUCGUGAAUGGUCCGCCCGGCUGUGGCAAAGUUGAAAUUGAGACAAAAAUAAUAGAGAAUGGAGGAUCUGUUGUUCAAAACCCUGGGAAAGAAACUUUCUGUGUGGUAGCCCAUAAAAGCAAUGUACGCCUCCAGAAUAUCGUGAAACAAGCAGUUUACGAUAUCGUGUAUUCAAAUUGGUUAUUAGAGUGUUUGGAAAGUAACAAGCUUUUGCCAUGGUCCCCAAGUCACAUGAUGCACAUGUCACCGAAGACGCGGGAAAAGUUCGCCUUAGACUAUGACGAAAAUGGCGACAGUUAUACCAGAGAUUUAAAUGUGGCAUCUUUGAAAGAAAUCUUUCAAAAAAUCGACGAAAAGCAAAACAUGGUCAAGUUAACGAGAGAAGAAAUUGUUCAAGUAGAGUCAAGAUAUUUUCCAAAUUCACCCCUUGGUUUAUUUAGACAAUACAGGUUUUAUGUGGAUCAAUACUUGGAAAUCGGUGAUCCCCGAACGAAAAUUCCCAACUGUAGUUUGGACAUACAAGCCGCCGAACUGCAAUACUACGGCGCACAAUUAAGCGAUGAAUUUGACGAGGAUGUUACACACGUCAUUAUGAACCCCAGAGACUUAUCAAGGCUGCCACGAAUUCAAGAGGUGUCACGUGAGAGAUCACGGAAAGCGCACGUGGUCACGGCAUCGUGGGUAUCGGAGAGCAUAGAAGCCGGUACUAUAUUGAAAGAAAGGAACUACGGCCCAUAGAGUAAUUAACGGAGGAGGUGUAUAUAUAUAUAUAUAUUUAUUGAA
Molecule: messenger RNA, 2795 nt
Organism: Dendronephthya gigantea
Lineage: Eukaryota; Metazoa; Cnidaria; Anthozoa; Malacalcyonacea; Nephtheidae
Product: DNA ligase 4-like
Biological process (GO): double-strand break repair via nonhomologous end joining; DNA biosynthetic process; nucleotide-excision repair, DNA gap filling
Cellular component (GO): DNA ligase IV complex; DNA-dependent protein kinase-DNA ligase 4 complex
Molecular function (GO): DNA binding; DNA ligase (ATP) activity; ATP binding
Source: RefSeq, a predicted model, not a curated record